This is a messenger RNA of Strigops habroptila (Kakapo), 2152 nucleotides long. It is a transcript of the gene TFR2, whose product is annotated as transferrin receptor 2. Lineage: Eukaryota; Metazoa; Chordata; Aves; Psittaciformes; Psittacidae. The transcript has 15 exons. Gene Ontology annotation, cellular component: external side of plasma membrane. Gene Ontology annotation, biological process: endocytic iron import into cell. The record is from RefSeq and is a predicted model, not a curated record. The coding region runs from base 103 to 2055 and encodes 650 amino acids.
CGGUGCUGGACGCCAUGGAGGGGGCGGGGCUAACUCGGGCCUGGAGCCGCCCCCAGCCCCUCCCCCUACCCGCACGGGGCCCGGCGCUGCUGCAGUGGGUGGAUGGGGGGGGGGCGGGAGCUCGAGCGGCUCCGCCUGGACCCGGAGGCCUUUUGUGCAUGGAGCGCCCCCGGCAAUGCCACGGGGGGGCUGGUCUAUGGGCACUACGGGCGCCCCCAGGACCUGGCGCUGCUGCGGGCCCGGGGGGUGCCCCCCCGCGGGAACCUGCUGCUGCUGCGCCUCGGCCGCGGCCCCCCCGGAGCCAAGGUGGCAGCAGCCGCGGGGGUGGGGGCCGUGGGGGUGCUGCUGUACCCGGACCCCCAGGACACGGCCGGGCCCGGGGGGGACCCCGGCCUGGGGGGGGACACGGCUGUGACCGUGCACCUGCAGGAGGGUUCGGGGGACCCCUAUAGCAGGGGGUUCCCCUCCUUCACCGGCCGGGCCCCCCCCGGCCCCCCCCCGGGGGUACCCCCCAUCCCGGCGCACCCCAUCAGCGCCAACACGGCCGCCCGCCUCCUGCGGGUACUGGGGGGCCCGCGGGCUCCGGCGCGCUGGGGGGUGCCCUCGCGGGGUCUGUGGUACCGGCCGGGCCCGGGGGGGCGGCGGCUGCGGCUCAGCGUGGCCGCGGGGACGGCGCCCGGGACCCUCACCAGCGUGUUCGGGGCCCUGGAGGGGCGGCUGGAGCCCGACUGUUACAUCAUCGUGGGGGCGCAACGUGAUUCGCUGGGCCCGGGGGCGGCGGCCUCGGGGGUGGGCACCGCGCUGCUGCUGGAGCUGGCCCGGCUCUUCGCCGCCAUGGGGCGGGACGGGUUCCAGCUCCGCCGCACAUUGCUCUUCGUCAGUUGGGACGGGGCCGAAUUCGGGCACUUGGGGGCCACCGAGUGGCUGGAGGGGUACCCCGACCUCCUGCACACCAAAGCAGCUGCUUACAUCAGCCUGGACCAGGCAGUGCUGGGUGCCGACCGAUUGGUGGUUAAAACCAGCCCAACCCUGGUGAACCUCAUCGAGAGCGCCCUCAGCCAGGUGGAAAGCCCCAACGAGGGUGGGAAGAGCCUCUUGGAGCAAGUGACACGGCCGGGGCGGGGCUGGGAGAGCGACGUGAUCCGGCCGCUGCCCCCCGAGAGCGGAGCCUUCCCCUUCACUGCUGCUGCCGGAGUCCCCGCGCUGGAGCUCGGCUUCGAGGAGGCGCCGGGCGGGCGCAGCCGGGCGGCGCUGGGCACCCGCGAGGACACGCUGCGGCGGCUGCAGACGCGGCUGCGGGGCCGGUGGCCGGCGGUGACGCGCGCGGUGGCCGCGGUGGCCGCUCAGCUCCUGCUGCGCCUGGGCCACGACCCGCGGCUGCCGCUGGACCCGGGCGCGCUGGGGGACGCGCUGCUGCGGCGCCUCGCGCCCCUCCAGGCGCGGGGCCUGUCCCUGCAGUGUCUCUCCUCUGCCCGCGGUGACGUUGUCCGCGCCGCCGAGCGCCUGCGCCAGGACAUGGCCGGCUCCGAGGCCACCAACGAGCGGCUCAACCGCGGCUUCAACGCCCGCAUCAUGGCUGCCGAGGCCUCCCUCCUGUCCCCCUUCGUGUCCCCCCUGGUCACCCCGUUCCGCCACGUGCUGCUGGGCCGCGGGGACCACACGCUGCCGGCGCUGGCGGCACAACUGGGGACACGAGGGGACAGCAGCCACCUCCGCCUGCGCCUGGCCCUGCUGGCCUGGACCCUGCAGGGCACGGCCGGGGCCUUGGCUGGCGACGCCUGGGACCGGGGGGACAUCGGGGACCGCGGUGGCCUCGGGGACAUCGGGGAGCGCGGGGACAACGGGAGCACCGGGGGUCUUGGGGACACUGGGGGCUAUGGGGACUAUGGGGACACUUGGGUUGAUGGGGGCCUUGGGGACAACAGCGACGCUUGGGACCAUGGGGGUACCUGGAGCUAUGGGGACACGUGGGACGAUGGGGACCAUGGGGACGAUGGGGACACUUGGGUUGACGGUGGCCUUGGGGACCCCAUGGGGACAGCGGGACCCCCAUGACCUGGGUGCGGGACCUCCCCUUUGGCCCCUCCUCCUCGUUCGCGUAACGCGAGAUUUGGGCCAAAAACGCUCAGAAACGGGCAAAUAAAAACAACAA